This is a messenger RNA of Danio aesculapii, 1299 nucleotides long. RefSeq names its product carcinoembryonic antigen-related cell adhesion molecule 1-like. NCBI's taxonomy places the organism in Eukaryota, Metazoa, Chordata, Actinopteri, Cypriniformes, Danionidae. The transcript has 9 exons. The record is from RefSeq and is a predicted model, not a curated record. The coding region runs from base 31 to 1299 and encodes 422 amino acids.
UUUGGAAUGAAUUGAGCUUCAGACUCGAUCAUGAUGGUUCCUCAUGGUUUAUACUGUACUCUGUGGAUGGUAGCAUGUUUUGGUGAAAGUUUUGGUCAAGAUCUUCAGUUUCCUGAGCUGAGUAAUGGAGCAGUAGGAGAAAGUGUGAAGUUCACACCUAAUAACCUACCAUCAGAGAUUAUUGCAAUUACCUGGCAAUUUGGAGCAACUUUUAUAUUGUCUGGAAACCCUGAUACAGCCUUAAUUGUCCCAGCAUAUAAAGACAAAGCCACAUUUGACAAAAACACUCUUGCUCUGGAGCUCUGGAGCCUGAAACUGGAGGAUGCUGGAUCAUACAUUCUGACUGUGAUUUCUAGUAAUGGAGACCAACUUAGAGAAGAAACUUCACUACAGGUGUUCGAAAAAAUUAGUUACAUCACAGUCAGUGGUCCACAUGAAACUGAAACAUUAAUUGAGGAUGAAUCAUCUGCUAACAUCACCUCUGAGGGAAACGGCAACGUCACCUCUGUACAGUGGAUGAAAGAUAACAGUCCUCUGUCUUCUAGCAGCAGAAUCAUCUUCUCAUCUGAUAACAGAUCAGUGUCCUUCAGUCCAGUGCAGAGAUCAGACGCUGGAGAAUAUCAGUGUACAUACAGUAACCCUGUCAGCUCUGAGACGGCAAAACUCACCCUGAUCAUCAACUAUGGACCAGAUGGUGUUUAUAUUAAGGGUCAAGAUGUGGUGGAUUUAGGGGUUCAAGCAUUUCUGUCUUGCUCUGCAAAUUCUGAACCUUCUGCUUCAUUCAGCUGGACGUUUAAUGGGUCAGACACUGGUGUGACCAAAGACACAUUGACCAUUGAUAAGACCGACUUCACAAACAGUGGAGAAUACAUCUGUACAGCCUUUAAUAGAGUCACAAACAGACGUGAAUCUCAAAGACAUGCUUUACUAGUUCAAGAGAGUGGUGAAGCUGGUUUAGGAGGAGGACUGUCAGCAGGAGCAAUAGCUGGGAUUGUCAUUGGAGUUUUAGUGGCAGUUGGGGGCAUCUGUGGUCUUAUUGUCUACUUAACAAAAACCAACAAAAUCCCAGACCAAAGACUUCAACAGAAAGGACAAGCAAGUGGAGCAGCACAAAGAGGACAGGAGCCUGACUUGCACUAUGAAGAAAUCACCGAAUCCCAGAAUGCCAGAGAAAAUAAUAUGAAUCUGGAGAAGAUCAGCGAAGCUCAAACGUAUGAGAAUGUUGCGUAUAAAAGUGAAUAUGAAAAUCUAAAACAUGGAGUUUCAAACCAGCCACAAGCUCCUGAAUCUCAGAUGUAG